AUGGUGGACUCGAGCGGCGCCACCAGGUUCCUCACGGGAGUGUGGAACGGGCUAUGGUUCAGCGGCAUCCCGGAGAUGGCGUCCUACGCCGACGAGUUCGCGUACCAGAUGACGGGGCCCGGGACAUCUGCGACAAGCACGACAUGUGCGAGACCGUCCGGCGUGUGGAACGCCAGCGGCGGCGGCGCUGUCGCGUCGUGGGGUUCAGCCCGUGUCCCAGACGGGUGCCGGCAGAACGUGCCGCUGGACUGCGGCGGCGAUGGCGAUGGUGACGGUGGCAGGAGGUCCACCGGCAGCACCGACUGGUUCGCCGUUUUGCCGGGAGUGAAGCUGCCGGACAUGGUCGACUCGCGGUCGCUGGACACGAGCGUCACGUUGGAUCAGUGCAGGGCGAGGUGCCUUGCCAACUGCUCCUGCGUGGCGUAUGCCGCGGCGGACAUACGAGGAGGAGGCGACGGCACAGGAUGCCUCAUGUGGGCACGAAACCUCAUUGACCUACGGUACGUAGAUGGAGGCCAGACCCUCUACCUACGCCAGGCUAGGCCUGUAUCUGAGGCGGUACAAACCGCCCAUAGUCCCCCUGUUGCUCCCAUUGCUCUGGCCAUCGUCAAGAGCGCAACAAGAAAUUUCUCCAGGCGGAAUGUGGUCGGUGAAGGUACACUGGGAGAUGUCCUACAACAAAGAAAUUAG
Molecule: messenger RNA, 690 nt
Organism: Miscanthus lutarioriparius
Lineage: Eukaryota; Viridiplantae; Streptophyta; Magnoliopsida; Poales; Poaceae
Source: the annotation of a GenBank genome assembly